This is a messenger RNA of Linum tenue, 236 nucleotides long. The record is from the annotation of a GenBank genome assembly. Lineage: Eukaryota; Viridiplantae; Streptophyta; Magnoliopsida; Malpighiales; Linaceae.
UGUGACUUGCCUGGAUAAUUGUUUGAUAUAUCUGGAUAUUGGUUUUUGGUCAGCAUGAUAUCAGUUGUGAUUUCCCUGGAUAAUUGUUUGAUAUAUCUGGAUAUUGGUUUUUAACCAGCAUGAUAUCUGUUGUGAAUUGCUUGGAUAAUUGUUUGAUAUAUCUAGAUAUUUGUACGUGCAGGGAUAAAACGAACGUGAAGAGACAUCGACGAAAUCCACCGCCGUCACCACCACCA